Messenger RNA from Gastrolobium bilobum, 1078 nucleotides. Its product is annotated as protein FANTASTIC FOUR 3. The record is from RefSeq and is a predicted model, not a curated record. The coding region runs from base 83 to 1078 and encodes 331 amino acids. NCBI's taxonomy places the organism in Eukaryota, Viridiplantae, Streptophyta, Magnoliopsida, Fabales, Fabaceae. The transcript has 2 exons.
ACCAUCUUAAUCUCUUAACCUCUCACAAAACAAACACAACACUCUGUUAUCCCCUGCCUUAUCUACUUUCUUUCAGACACAUAUGGAGACUCAGCUCGUGGAAUCAAGAACACUUAGGCUCAGGUUUCCUUCCUCAAAAUCAGUGCCCUCUCAAUCCAUUGAUUUGGCCUUCAAAUCUUGUUUGUGGGAUUCAAACAUCAAAAACCAUAACGAGGAGGAAAACAGCAACAAAACAGAAACCUCCUUCCAAGAAAAGUCCAUAUCAUCCAACAACACCAACAAGGGUGGUUGGAGCUUCCUUGAAGCUCUUUCAAAUGUCUCCCAAGGGAACAAAGAACCAUCACAGAAAGAAACAAGCUACGUGCACCCUCAGCAGAAGCGUUCAUCGCUGGUUCUCAGCCCAAGGAGCCUUGAAUUGUGCACUGAAAAUCUAGGGAAUGAGAGUGGCACUGACAUUGCAGAAAAUGGCAUUGACAUGCUCUCUUCAUCGUACACUGCUGGCGGAAAUUUGGGAACAAGGGAGCAAAGGGAACCUCGUCAACAUUUGGCAGCUAUGAAAGCGAAAACCCAGAAUUUUCCACCCCCUUUGACAACGAUAAGGGGAACAAAAUCUCUUGUUAUGAGGCCCCACCGUGAAGAUGGACGGCUUGUGAUUGAGGUCACCAAGGUCCCACCAAGUGCCUCAUGUUUUCAUGCUGAGAGGAGCCAUGGCCGCCUUCGCCUCUGCUUUUUGAAUAAUCAUGCUCCAAGUUUUGACCCGGAAGAAGAAGAAGGAGAAGAAGAAUAUUCCAUUGAAGAAAACGAACCAACAGCCAAUGAAGAAGGGUUUGAAGAAGAACUUGAAAACGAAAUGAGUGGACAAAUACAAUUUCUUGAAGAAGAAGAAGAAGAAACAGAGGAGGAAGCAGAGGAAGAGGAAGAUGAUGCAUGUGGAUGUGGAUGUGUGUAUGAGGAGGAGAUGAAAGGUAGUGACAUGAGAAUGUACGAGAGGCCAAGAAGGUGCAAAGAAGGUGGUGACCAUGAAAAUAAUGAAUUGUUGUUAAAUUGGGGUGAGCCUCUCUGGGUGGCUACUUCCUAA